GUUCUGUGGUAUAGUCAGUUAUAAUAGUGUUCUGUGGUUACAACGUCACAGCGACAACAGCGUCAUUCGCACGAUUUCAAAAACAUAACCUCAAAAUGUGCACGCGUGAGGACUCCAUAAUUUCGCAUUUAAUUAAAAAUUUGCACCUGUUGGUGCUCCCGUCGACGCUGUGGGCCGUCCACGUCGACCCCAAACAAGAGUUUCUAGUGAUUUUGCACGUGAAAGCCAGCAGCGACAAAGUGACAGUGGAUAAGGGGGUCCUCCUCACCACCGAAAACUUCUCUCUAAAAACCUCAGUGUCCGUAAACGAGGAAAUCGUGCAGCUACCAAUCGCUUCAAAAAUAGAAACAAUGUCGGACUUAACUAACCUCAUCUACAGCCUUCAUGAUAUCAAGAUGUGUUUGAACGCAAACGCCAGCCCCAAGUGCUCCAAAUACAUCUUGAAUGGCACGUCGAGCUUGUGCGAUUUCUGCUCGUUUGAAGUUUUCAGCGAAACUUGCAGAGAGGUUAAUCCGGUUCCGGCGACAGGAUUCUUAGAGACAGUUAAUUUCCAAAACGGUGUAGAAGGGCGUUCGCAACAAGCAAAAAACCAUCUGUGUACCACCUGUGGCAAGAGGUUUUCGUGUUUGUGGGGGUUGGAACACCACAUGUUGACGCACGCGCCCCCAGACGGAAAACCGUUCAAGUGUAUAGUGUGCAUGAAGUCGUUCGCCAAGAAGUACAACUUGAAUGUGCACACGCGCGUUCAUUCUGGUGAGAGACCGUACGUUUGUAAUAUGUGUGGCAAAACUUACUCCACUCGGAGCAACCUAACCACACACAUGAACAGCGCCCAUCGUGACGAGAAAAAACACCACUGCGACCUGUGUGAAAUGACUUUCGUGCAUCCGCGCGUGUUGCGAAUUCAUAUGAGGAAACACACCGGCGAGAAACCGUUCAUGUGUCAGAUCUGCGGCAAAGUGUUUGCGAAGAAUAUUCAUCUGACUAUUCACACGAGGACUCACACUGGGGAGAAACCAUACAUGUGUUCAAUUUGUGGAAAGGCUUUUACAACCUCUGGUAAUCUCAAUUCUCAUGUAAAAAUCAACCACAAAAUGUAGACGUUCAGGUAAAUCAAGAAUAAUUUAUUACAAAAAGAAACCAUUAAAGCUGCAUUGUUUAGUGCUCACUUAAAAAAAUAUAAAAAAGACGAAUAUUGACAAUGUAAAGCUUAAAUAUAUAUUUCUUAUUAAA
Molecule: messenger RNA, 1233 nt
Organism: Zophobas morio
Lineage: Eukaryota; Metazoa; Arthropoda; Insecta; Coleoptera; Tenebrionidae
Product: myoneurin-like
Exons: 3
Coding region: 96-1100 (334 amino acids)
Biological process (GO): regulation of DNA-templated transcription
Molecular function (GO): DNA-binding transcription factor activity, RNA polymerase II-specific; RNA polymerase II cis-regulatory region sequence-specific DNA binding
Source: RefSeq, a predicted model, not a curated record